Messenger RNA from Thalassophryne amazonica, 4885 nucleotides. It is a transcript of the gene atp2b3b, whose product is annotated as ATPase plasma membrane Ca2+ transporting 3b. The transcript is spliced from 26 exons. Gene Ontology annotation, biological process: regulation of cytosolic calcium ion concentration; calcium ion transmembrane transport. Gene Ontology annotation, cellular component: membrane; intracellular membrane-bounded organelle. Lineage: Eukaryota; Metazoa; Chordata; Actinopteri; Batrachoidiformes; Batrachoididae. The record is from RefSeq and is a predicted model, not a curated record. The coding region runs from base 139 to 4155 and encodes 1338 amino acids. Gene Ontology annotation, molecular function: ATP hydrolysis activity; ATP binding; PDZ domain binding.
AAGUCAAACUGAAGUAAACAGAGAUUCUGACCGCUGAGCACAUGAACAAGCCUCUGCCAAAAAACACAAACGGAGAACUGAGCUGAGGACUCGCUACGGAGGGAGCGGACCAAAUAAGAAAAACAAAAACAUAUUGAUAUGUCAACAACAGCCACCAUGGGUGAAAUGGCAAAUAGUGCAGUGGAGUUUUAUCCCAAAGGGACUCGAGGUGGGGGUGGGGGGGCAGAUGGCAGCCAUGCGUGGGGAGAUUUUGGGGUUACGGUGAAGGAGCUCAGAGAGCUGAUGGAGGUCAGAGGGGCUGAGGCCCUGCAGAAGAUCCAGGACAGCUAUGGAGACACAGAUGGGCUUUGCCAGAGAUUACAGUCCAACACCACUGACGGACUUAGUGGUGACCCAGCAGAUCUGGAGCGUCGGUGCCAGGCGUACGGACAGAACUUUAUUCCUCCAAAGAAGCCGAAGACUUUCCUGGAGCUUGUGUGGGAGGCCUUGCAGGAUGUGACGCUCAUCAUCCUUGAGAUCGCCGCCAUCAUCUCCCUUGCCCUCUCCUUGUACCAGCCUCCUGGAGAUGAAACUGAAUCAUGUGGGAACGUGUCGUCAGGUGCUCACGACGAAGGUGAGGCAGAAGCUGGCUGGAUCGAGGGUGCAGCCAUCCUGCUGUCUGUUGUGUGUGUUGUCUUAGUCACGGCGUUUAAUGACUGGUCCAAAGAAAAGCAGUUCCGAGGUCUGCAAAGCCGGAUUGAGCAAGAACAGAAAUUCACUGUUGUCCGGAAAGGAAAUGUUAUCCAGAUCCCCGUAGCCGACAUGGUGGUGGGGGACAUGGCCCAGGUCAAAUAUGGGGACCUGCUGCCAGCAGAUGGUAUCUUGGUCCAGGGCAACGAUUUGAAAAUAGAUGAAAGCUCACUCACAGGAGAGUCUGACCAUGUACGGAAGUCUGUGGAUAAGGACCCCAUGCUGCUCUCAGGUACCCAUGUGAUGGAAGGCUCAGGCAGGAUGCUGGUGACGGCUGUAGGUGUCAACUCACAGACUGGCAUCAUCUUCACCCUGCUGGGUGCUGGAGAAGUGGAGGAGGAUGGAAAGGAGAAGAAGGGUAAGCAAAAGAAAAGAAGCAGAGAUGGGGAUUUUGGUACCACUGAAGAAAAGCAUCAUGACAUCAUCAUAUGCAAACAGCCCGAUGGAGCUGUGGAGAACAAUCAGAACAAAGCCAAAAAACAGGAUGGGGGUGUUGCCAUGGAGAUGCAGCCCCUGAAGAGUGCAGAGGGAGGUGAGGUGGAGGACAGAGAGAAGAAGAAGACCAGUGUCCCUAAGAAAGAGAAGAGUGUCUUACAGGGUAAACUCACCAAACUGGCUGUGCAAAUUGGAAAAGCAGGUUUGGUGAUGUCGGCCAUUACUGUCAUCAUUCUGGUGCUGUCCUUUGUCAUUGAAACAUUUGUCAUUGACGGUCGUGUGUGGGUGGCAGAGUGUACGCCGGUCUACAUCCAGUAUUUUGUUAAAUUCUUCAUCAUUGGAGUCACGGUGCUGGUGGUUGCUGUCCCAGAGGGCUUACCUCUCGCCGUCACCAUCUCUCUGGCUUACUCUGUCAAGAAAAUGAUGAAAGACAACAACCUUGUUCGCCACCUGGAUGCGUGUGAGACAAUGGGCAAUGCCACAGCCAUCUGCUCAGACAAAACCGGCACCCUGACCACCAACCGAAUGACUGUGGUUCAGACGUAUAUUGGUGAUGUGCACCACCGUGUGAUCCCAGACCCUGGACAGAUCAAUCCCCGGACCAUGAAUCUAUUAGUCAAUGCUAUCGCUAUUAACAGCGCCUACACCUCUAAGAUCAUGCCACCUGACGUGGAGGGGGGUUUAGCUAAGCAAGUGGGCAACAAGACUGAGUGCGGCCUGCUGGGAUUUGUGUUAGACCUACAGCAGGACUACGCCCCCGUCAGAGAGCAGAUCCCUGAGGAGAGACUCCAUAAGGUAUACACAUUCAACUCAGUCCGUAAAUCCAUGAGUACGGUGAUCAAACUGCCUGAUGGCUCCUUCCGACUCUACAGUAAGGGAGCAUCUGAGAUUAUGCUAAAAAAGUGUUCUUAUGUCCUCGAUGCCAAUGCUGAACCUCGGACUUUCCGUCCACGUGACAGAGAUGAGAUGGUGAAACAGGUGAUAGAACCAAUGGCUUGUGAGGGUUUGAGGACCAUCUGCAUUGCAUUCCGUGAUCUGCCGUGUAACCCAGAGCCAGACUGGGACAACGAAGCAGAAAUAGUGACCGAGCUGACCUGCAUCACUGUGGUUGGAAUAGAGGACCCUGUCCGGCCUGAGGUUCCUGAUGCCAUCCGUAAGUGCCAGCGUGCAGGCAUCACGGUGCGGAUGGUGACCGGAGAUAACAUUAACACAGCCAGGGCCAUUGCUGCCAAGUGUGGUAUCAUCCACCCCGGGGACGACUUUAUCUGUCUGGAGGGCAAAGACUUCAACAGACGAAUCAGGAAUGAGAAAGGAGAGAUUGAACAGGAACGUAUUGACAAGAUCUGGCCCAAACUCCGUGUGCUGGCUCGCUCCUCUCCGACUGAUAAACACACGCUGGUCAAAGGUAUCAUUGACAGCAGCGUUGUGGAACAAAGGCAGGUUGUCGCAGUAACAGGAGAUGGAACCAAUGAUGGCCCGGCGCUGAAGAAGGCUGACGUCGGCUUUGCUAUGGGUAUUGCGGGGACCGACGUGGCUAAAGAGGCAUCUGACAUUAUCCUGACCGAUGACAACUUCAGCAGCAUCGUCAAAGCGGUGAUGUGGGGACGAAAUGUCUACGACAGCAUCUCCAAGUUUCUGCAGUUCCAACUUACAGUCAACGUAGUGGCUGUCAUAGUGGCCUUCACCGGGGCAUGUAUCACUCAGGACUCUCCUCUGAAGGCCGUACAGAUGUUAUGGGUGAAUCUGAUAAUGGACACGUUUGCUUCACUGGCCCUGGCCACUGAGCCUCCCACUGAGGCUCUGUUGCUACGGAAACCCUACGGUCGAAACAACCCACUCAUCUCUCUCACCAUGAUGAAGAACAUCCUGGGCCACGGAGUAUACCAGCUGGUCAUCAUCUUCACUUUGUUGUUCAUAGGCGAGCGCAUGUUCAAUAUUGACAGUGGCCGCGAUGCUCCACUCCACUCCCCCCCAUCGGAGCACUACACCAUCAUCUUCAACACCUUCGUCCUCAUGCAGCUUUUCAACGAAAUUAACGCUCGCAAGAUCCAUGGAGAGAGAAAUGUGUUUGACGGUAUAUUUUCCAACCCGAUCUUCUGCUCCAUUGUUCUUGGGACCUUAGCUGUGCAGAUUGUGAUUGUACAGUGGGGAGGGAAGCCCUUCAGCUGCGCCCCUCUCAGCGUGGAACAGUGGCUGUGGUGUCUGUUCGUGGGAGUUGGAGAGCUGCUAUGGGGGCAGGUGAUCGCCACAGUGCCCACAGAGCGGUUGCCAUGCCUAAAAGAGGCGGGGCUGGGUCUGGAGCCUGGCGAGGAGGAAGGGGAAGAGUUGGCAGAGGACGAGGAGGAGAUUGACUGUGCGGAGAGAGAGCUGCGUCGUGGACAGAUUCUCUGGUUCAGAGGUCUGAACCGCAUCCAGACCCAGAUGGAGGUAGUGAGCACAUUCAAGCGAAGCGGUUCAUUUCAGGGAGCGGUGAGACGGCGCUCCUCUGUGCUCAGUCAGCUCCACGACAUGCGAGUGGUGAAAGCAUUCCGUAGUUCGCUGUAUGAGGGCCGGGAGAAACCAGAAUCCCGCAACUCCAUCCAUAACUUCAUGGCCCACCCAGAGUUCCUCAUCAACGACCUCAUCCACAACAUCCCGCUGAUCGACGACACCGAUGUGGAUGACGAAUCAGAGCUCAGCAGAUACCAGCACCUGCACCCGGCCCUCCGAAAGCCGCCACCCCCUCCCGCCCAGCCCCCGGCCCGUGUCCGUCCCACCCGCCCUUACCGCCAGCACAGCCUCCCGGUGACCCCCAGCAACAAAAACAACAACAACAACAGCAGCAGCAGCAUUUCAGUAGUAACUAAUGGCAACAGGAACAGCACGAAUGCAGAAACCCUGAUCAACCGAAGUCCCCAUCACCAACACAUUCAUAACCACCAUGGCAGGGACAGGCUGGUGAAAGCGGCUCCUCACAUGUCUCAUCUCUACUGUGUGGAGACCUCUUUAUAACUGAGCUUAAAGUGGGUUGGGGGUCUUGGGGGGAGGCGAAGACACAAGGGAGCAGAGGAGAGGGCUGAGGACACAUAUGACAUUUUCUCCAUAUCAGAUCUCCCCGUAAAACAAGCAGAAUGGAGUGAACGUACGAGGGUGGGACAGUAGGGAGUGGACAGUGGCCAAAGACUUCUGCUCGUAGCUCCCUGAGGACACUGAGACUUUCCCUCCCUUUGCUCUUGCCCUCUCAGUCUGACCUCCUAAAACUAAGGCCCCACCCUCAAACCCACCACCCCGUCUACCACCUUCCCCCCCUGAGGAACCCACCUGCCCCUGCCUGUUUUCAUGCACACUCGUCACAUGCAGAGUUCUGCAUUUGCUGCACUGUCAGGAGCAGAGGUGGGUUGGGGAGGGACAGUGAAGGACACAGUUGGAUCUAAAAGCUAUACAUCUCGCCAUGCUUUGACAGAAGGGGGCCAUGCAGCUGUGGGGGCCAAAUCACUCCAUUUCUGUGGGUGUCCAACAUUAGAGUCGCUGUUAUUCCCCGCCCACACAUACACCUACCUGCCAUGACAUCACAGUCACAUCACUGUCUCUGUCACUUUAAAAGCACCACUUUGCUUGUGAUACGAGUAACGCUUUGUUAAAGCUUUAACUAGAGUUCAGCCAUACCUAUGCUCCGAUUCAUUUGUCAACAUAACUGUGCUCAUUUAUUUCCUAUAAAUUCUUUUGCUUCUUUUACUGCUGC